This is a messenger RNA of Seminavis robusta, 2130 nucleotides long. Lineage: Eukaryota; Bacillariophyta; Bacillariophyceae; Naviculales; Naviculaceae. The record is from the annotation of a GenBank genome assembly.
AUGAAGUCUCUAUCAUCAUCCCUCUUCCUGUCGGCUCUGUUGUUGGAGCUGCCACCAACAGCAGCAGCCACAGCGACUGGAACUUGCGCAGGAAUCGCAACGCCAUGCGGCGAUAUCUACGGAAGCAGACUCUGUUCCGGAGACGACAUGUGUGGGACCGUCUAUCGAACGUGCCAAAACGUCUGUGAACGCCAGGGGGCAUCGGGCUACAAUUCGCCUUGUGCCUGCUUCGAGGAGCUCCAAACAUGUAAUGGUUCAGAUUGUGACUACGAGGUAUCCUGUUUCGGAGCCCCAGAUUGCUCGACUUUGGCAAAUCCGUUGGAUUGUUUCGCUACCCGAGGCUGCAAAUGGUAUCCGAAGGGUAACACACCACCAAUGUCGAUGCCAAAUCCACCGUCCACCAUAAUUGACACGGAUCCCGAGCUGUUUUCACCGCGCUACAUGGAUGUGAGAACUUACUUGAUUGAGCAAGGUAUUUCCAGCGAGGAGGACCUUGACACCAAUGGAUCACCCCAAAUGAGGGCACUGGUUUUUAUUGCAGAGGAGGAUAGCUUGGAACUAAGCGUCCCAACAGGAGGUUUAGACACUGUUGAUGGGUAUCAGUUCAUGACAAGAUAUGUGCUGGUUACUCUUUUUUAUGCAACCACUGGGCAGCUAUGGACCUUUGGCCUGAACUUUUUGUCGGGUGCGUCCGUCUGCUUUUGGUAUUCCGUCCUGCAGUAUCCCGACCUCAGUACUGAACUGAGAGGUGUUUUCUGCGACCAGGAAACAGAAGAAGUUCGUGCGCUUUUCUUGAACCAAAACAGCUUGGAAGGAUUUCUUCCUUCUGAACUGGGGUUGCUGACUAGCUUAAUCGGCAUGGAUUUUGAUAGCAACAUGUUACGCAGCACCAUACCAGAAUCAUUUGAAGGUCUCACAGGUUUGGAGACGUUCUUUGCGUCGACGAAUGAACUUUCUGGGGAGUUCCCAGCUUGGAUUGGUUCGUGGCCAAAUACUACGAAUAUCAACCUUGCUUUCAAUUUUUUGCAAGGGUCGUUGCCCUCCACCAUGGGUGAUUUGCAUGAGCUGGUAGGAUUGGCCAUUGACAACAACUUCUUGUCCGGAGGACUGGAUGAAAUAUUUGACACCUCAGUCAACACAGGUUUGAGGAACCUUGAGCAGAUUUAUGCUGAAAACAACCAAUUCACCGGCAUUCUAGGUGAGAAUUUCCUGAGGGCUGCUACCAAUCUGCAAUACCUUGAUGUUUCAGAUAAUGAGUUUACAGGAGAGGUUUCCAGUCAUCUCUUUGAAUUUCCAGAGUUGCUGGUCCUUGACUUACACGACAAUAACUUUGACAGUCUCCCAUUGCAAUUUCCACAAAACUCUGCCUUGGGGCUGUUGGCCUUACAGAAGUGUGACUUCAAGGACCAGCGAGUCCCCUCCUCCAUUUCCAAUCUGAGUGGCCUUCUUCACCUGGACUUGUCUCAGAACCAGUUUACAGGAGUUAUCCCUGAUGAAAUUGGAGACAUGUCAAGUUUAACAUACCUUUUCUUGGCAGACAACGGCUUCCUUCCAGGUCCUAUUCCCAGUUGGAUAGGAGGCCUUGAUUUGGAAGAGUUGUCCCUGAAGUCCAAUUUGCGAACCGGGACCAUUCCAAGCUUUCUGGGGGGGCUGAGCAACUUGGUCCUCUUAGACUUGGAUAACAACUUUUUGGAGGGAGAGAUCCCUGAGUCGCUAGGGUUAUUAAAUGACCUGCAAGUUCUUCUUUUAAACCGGAACAACCUGAUCAGUACGAUUCCUAAUUCGCUAGCCCGGUUGAGAGAGCUCAGAGUACUGUACUUGGAAGGGAACACUGAACUCACGGGAGACAUCGGGCCCAUACUAUGUGACAAUUUAUGGCUUGAAAGUAAUGUUCCGAUCAUCGUUGCGGACUGCAAUCUUUGCGAUCCACAUCCCGGCUGCUGUUCCUUGUGCUGUGAACCCGGAGUGGAGUGCAACAACGGCACUUUUGUGCCUGACAUGGACCCGAUCUGGCAGCUGGGAUACCACAGAGUGCACUUUGCUUUCAAUCGAGACGACUUUUUGGACAAGGAUCGCAACAUCACGUCGUUUGAAGAAGUUGUGGUCGACACAUCCAAGUCAGCGCCAUGA